AUGCGUGCCACCGAUUUUUCGCGAAAUCGUGGUGCCGUCUUCAUUGCCAGCAAUGGAGCAAACGGGCGAAACGAAAUUUUUGAAGAAUUUCGUCAAGGCCACAGCGGCGUGAACCAGCUGGGCGGGGUGUUCGUGAACGGGCGGCCGCUCCCCGACUCCACGCGCCAGAAGAUCGUGGAGCUGGCGCACAGCGGCGCGCGGCCCUGCGACAUCUCGCGCAUCCUGCAGGUGUCUAACGGCUGCGUGAGCAAGAUCCUGGGCCGCUACUACGAGACGGGCUCCAUCCGCCCGCGAGCCAUCGGCGGCAGCAAGCCGCGCGUGGCCACGCCCGAGGUGGUGGGGAAGAUCGCGCAGUACAAGCGGGAGUGCCCCUCCAUCUUCGCGUGGGAGAUCCGCGACCGUCUCCUCUCCGAGGGCGCCUGCACCAGCGACAACAUCCCCAGCGUGUCGUCCAUAAACCGCGUGCUGCGCAACCUGGCGAGCGAGAAGCAGCCCAUGGGAGCGGAGGGCGUCUACGACAAACUGCGCAUGCUCAACGGGCAGCAGCAGCAGCAGCCUGGGGCCGGCUGGGGAGCCCGGCCCGGGUGGUACCCGGGCGCGGCUCUCCCGGGACAGCAGGGGCCAGACGGGUGCGCGUCCCACGACGGGAGCCUGGACACGAGUUUGAGCAACUCGGCGAGCGACGACUCGGAGGACGCGCAGAUGCGGCUCCAGCUGAAGAGGAAGCUGCAGCGCAAUCGCACCUCGUUCACCCAGGAGCAGAUCGAGGCCCUCGAGAAAGAGUUCGAGCGGACUCACUACCCGGACGUGUUCGCGCGUGAGCGACUCGCAUCCAAGAUCGACCUCCCCGAGGCGCGCAUCCAGGUGUGGUUCAACCGUCGCGCCAAGUGGCGACGUGAGGAGAAGCUGCGGAACCAGAGGCGUCAGGCGAGCAACGCUCCGAGCCACAUUCCCAUCAACUCGAGCUUCUCCGCCACCGUCUAUCAGCCCAUCCCGCAGCCCACGGCACCUGGCAUGCACCCAGGUGCGAUGCUGGGUCGGACGGACAUGGGUCUGGGCAACUCGUACAGCGCCCUGCCACCUAUGCCCAGCUUCUCCAUGGCUAACAACCUGCCCAUGCAGGCGCCCAUGGGCAGCCAGGGCUACUCGUGCAUGCUCCCCACGAGCCCCGUGAGCGCGCGCAGCUACGACGGCUACACGCCGCCCCACGUGCAGAACCACGUGGGCAGCCAGAGCAUGGGCCCCGCGGGGUCCACAGGUCUCAUCUCGCCGGGGGUGUCAGUGCCCGUUCAAGUCCCGGGCAGCGAACCCGACCUGACGCAGUACUGGCACAGGCUGCAGUGAGGGCUGCCCGUGGCAGCAGCCUACCACCCCUGGCUCCUCCUACCUGUCUGCCUGCCUGUUUA
Messenger RNA from Lethenteron reissneri (Far Eastern brook lamprey), 1406 nucleotides. Its product is annotated as paired box protein Pax-6-like. Gene Ontology annotation, biological process: anatomical structure development; regulation of transcription by RNA polymerase II. Gene Ontology annotation, molecular function: RNA polymerase II cis-regulatory region sequence-specific DNA binding; DNA-binding transcription factor activity, RNA polymerase II-specific. The record is from RefSeq and is a predicted model, not a curated record. NCBI's taxonomy places the organism in Eukaryota, Metazoa, Chordata, Hyperoartia, Petromyzontiformes, Petromyzontidae.